CGCGGGGAGCGGGGGAGUUUCGGGGGCCGGGCUGUGCCACCAGGGCUCGCCCCCGUGGCGCCCAGCUCCCGCUGCCGUGGCUGGGGUGGCCCGGGGUCAUUCAUUCCCAGCCUGGGGGCUCCUGGCGCGGCCGGCUCCUACCCGGGACCCAAUUCCUGCCGGGGGCCCAGCGCCCCUCCCACCCGGAUGCGGGCUGGGGAGACAAGGACGCGACAGCUGAGCUGGGUCGCCCCGCCGGCCGGCACGGGCUGACGGCUUCACCAACCUUUCUGCCUCCCAGGGCACCCUCCGCUGCCACUUUCUGGGGCUCUGCACAGUGCGCGGACCUCGGCGGAGUGAGGGCGGGGAGGGGGAGGUUCGGCAUCCGGGGCAGAGUCCAGCGGGAAGCAGUGGGUAAAAGACUAAAUGCUUGGGCGAGGGGCUGGUGUGAGAGCCCGGAGAUCCGGAUUCUAGCUCAGCUACCACAAGCUGUGACCGCAGGCAAAUUACUUCAUCUCCCUGACUUUACUAUCCCUGUCUGUGAAGCGCCAGUGAUAAUAUCUGCCUCCUCAGGAUGCUGGGGGAACUCAGAAAAAUAAUGCAAAAAUGCGCCCGGAACAGCGAGGCCGCUCAGCCAAGUUGGUUGGAGCUGGACGAGCCCAGGAGGCACUGGAGGCAGCCUGGCAGGAGGCGGCUGCGGGCCGGGCCUCCCCCAUGAAAGGCCUCAGUGUCUGGAGCUUCCUUCUCCCUCCAUCCCCCCUGCGCUGAGUUUGCUCAGGGCGGGGUGCACACCUUGCAGUGGAAUGGAUGCCAAGGCCACGUCUUCACCGGCCAGCUCAGUGCAAUGGCAGAAAAGGUGCUGGUAACCGGUGGGGCUGGCUACAUCGGCAGCCACACGGUGCUGGAGCUGCUGGAGGCGGGCUACUCACCCGUGGUCAUCGACAACUUCCAUAAUGCCAUCCGCGGAGCGGGGUCCAUGCCCGAGAGCCUGCGGCGGGUUCAGGAGCUGACAGGCCGCUCUUUGGAGUUUGAGGAGAUGGACAUCUUGGACCAGGCAGCCCUGGAGCGUCUCUUCAAGAAGCACAGCUUUACGGCGGUCAUCCACUUUGCGGGGCUCAAGGCCGUGGGCGAGUCAGUGCAGAAGCCUCUGGACUAUUACAGAGUUAACUUGACAGGAACCAUCCAACUUUUGGAGAUUAUGAGCGCGCACGGGGUGAAGAACCUGGUAUUCAGCAGCUCGGCUACCGUGUAUGGGAACCCCCAGUACCUGCCCCUGGACGAGGCCCACCCCACCGGUGGCUGUACUAACCCCUAUGGCAAGUCCAAGUUCUUCAUCGAGGAAAUGAUCCGGGACCUGUGCCAGGCAGACAAGACCUGGAAUGCAGUGCUGCUGCGAUAUUUCAACCCCACAGGCGCCCACGCCUCGGGCUGCAUUGGUGAAGAUCCCCAGGGCAUCCCCAACAACCUCAUGCCCUAUGUCUCCCAGGUGGCCAUUGGGCGACGGGAGGCACUGAAUGUCUUUGGCAACGACUAUGACACAGAGGAUGGCACAGGCGUCCGGGACUAUAUCCACGUAGUGGACCUGGCCAAGGGCCACAUCGCAGCCCUGAGGAAACUGAAGGAUCAGUGUGGCUGCCGGAUCUACAACCUGGGAACGGGCACAGGCUACUCAGUGCUACAGAUGGUCCAGGCCAUGGAGAAGGCCUCCGGGAGGAAGAUCCCGUACAAGGUGGUGGCACGGCGGGAAGGUGACGUGGCUGCCUGUUACGCCAACCCAAGCCUGGCGCUCCAGGAGCUGGGCUGGACAGCAGCCUUAGGGCUAGACAGGAUGUGUGAAGAUCUAUGGCGCUGGCAGAAGCAGAAUCCUUCCGGCUUUGGCACACAGGCCUGAGACCCUCCUACCGCAGACAGAAAACAGACAACUGCUGCUCUCCAGCAUCUGGCAGGACACAGGGGCCUCGAGCCCGCCCUACCUCAGACCCCAGCCAGGCCCGCCCAGCCCAGCCCACAGGCAUGAGGCCAAGGGCUCUGAAGAUGAGGAGUCAGUGGUCUCUAACUUUUCUCUUCCCCAGGGGCUGGGAACCCAUAAGGAUCACCAAGAGCAAAGGGGGGGGGGGGGGGGGGGGGAGCAGG
Molecule: messenger RNA, 2112 nt
Organism: Myotis myotis
Lineage: Eukaryota; Metazoa; Chordata; Mammalia; Chiroptera; Vespertilionidae
Gene: GALE
Product: UDP-galactose-4-epimerase
Exons: 11
Coding region: 824-1870 (348 amino acids)
Biological process (GO): beta-D-galactose catabolic process via UDP-galactose, Leloir pathway
Cellular component (GO): cytosol
Molecular function (GO): UDP-glucose 4-epimerase activity
Source: RefSeq, a predicted model, not a curated record